Messenger RNA from Hibiscus syriacus, 1105 nucleotides. RefSeq names its product sec-independent protein translocase protein TatB-like. The coding region runs from base 92 to 772 and encodes 226 amino acids. The transcript has 5 exons. The record is from RefSeq and is a predicted model, not a curated record. NCBI's taxonomy places the organism in Eukaryota, Viridiplantae, Streptophyta, Magnoliopsida, Malvales, Malvaceae.
CUAUAGCUACCCCCAACACACUUUUGCUCUUCGGUUGUUGAUAGAACGCGCGCCAAAGAAAGGAAUACAAUUUGCUUUGAAGUGUCUCGAAAUGUUUGGUAUUUCAUAUGGAGAGCUCUUCCUUUUGAUUGGAGCCACUGCUGCUCUAGUCGGACCUAAGGAUCUGCCUAAAAUUGCAAGAGCAGCUGGGAGGUUAGCAGGUCGAUCAAUUGGAUAUGUUCAAUUAGCUCGGGGCCAAUUCGAUAAUGUUAUGCAACAAUCUCAAGCUCGUCAGGUUCACAAAGAGCUUCAAGAUACAAUGGCACAACUAGAUGCAAUUCGGCAUGAAAUACGGAGUUUAUCUCUUGUGAAUCCUGGUCCUAUGACUAGAAGAAUGAUGGAAAAUCCUCCAGAGCCUGCUUCUGAUAGUAAUGUUACAGAUCCACCCGAGAAAAGUGAAGAAGAUAAGAAUUCAACUGAUACUGUGAAGAAUCCAAUCGAUACCGUGAAGAAUUCAACUGAUUUGCAUAGCCAAGCGACUGCCUAUGCAAGAUUGGCUGAAUCUGAAGCUCUUAAAGCUGGUUCAGUGAGGUGCAAUGUAGAAGAGGAAAAUCUUAAAUAUGAAUUUGGUGACUUCCCCGUUCUUCCAGUUUCAGCUGAAAGUGCCGGACUCCUUCCAGAUCGGAAAGAAGGUGCAAAAGCAUCAGACAUUGUGUUGGAAGCAGUAGUGGAGGCAGAGGUGGCUCGUAAUGCCAAGGAGUUCUUUUCUCUGCCUCAAAAUCAAAUACAGUAAAUAAGAAGGUAUUUCCUAUUUAGUCUUCGCUAUCACCCGAGCAGUAUAAUCAUGUUUCGAUUCCUGCCUCAAGAUCAAAAUAUGUAGUGUUGCCUUGUUCAUCCUUGCCAAUUAAUUCAAUUUGCCCUGUGCUCUGAUACAAGCUAGGCUUCCAAUAUGAUUUAUUUCUUUACUUUUAUUUCAAGAAGUUUUCUCAACUUUUGAGUUGAACUCUUUGGUGUCGGCUCUCGAUGUCCAUAAUCUUGCCCAAGACCUGUGUAUUUAGUUCUAGUAUCGAAGUAACAUUAUUGUUAAGCAUUUAACAUGCAUUAGAAAAAUACUAUAAGGGAGAAA